Scomber japonicus (chub mackerel) is the source of this 4556-nucleotide messenger RNA. RefSeq names its product G protein-coupled receptor 155a (gene gpr155a). Gene Ontology annotation, biological process: transmembrane transport; G protein-coupled receptor signaling pathway; intracellular signal transduction. Gene Ontology annotation, molecular function: G protein-coupled receptor activity. The coding region runs from base 544 to 2997 and encodes 817 amino acids. The record is from RefSeq and is a predicted model, not a curated record. Gene Ontology annotation, cellular component: membrane. Lineage: Eukaryota; Metazoa; Chordata; Actinopteri; Scombriformes; Scombridae. The transcript has 15 exons.
GAAGUCCCUAUCGCAAAUCGGGGAUUAUGAAAGUUCCUGGGUGGGAACUAAACUAAUAUGGCUAUGCAACAUUAACUAUAUAAACAGCUUUUCCGGGGCAAUAUUAACACGUUUGUAAGCAGCUGACCUACUUAGUGUUUCAGUUUUUAAUGUAACUUGCCCCACGUAAUUUAGUGGGCGACACCAGUGACGACGGGUGGCGUUUGUUUUUACCACCUUCACGUUAGCUCGCCGGCUAACUAGUAUGGCAGCUCCUACUACCGACACUUUGACACAUGGGAGAUGAGAGUUGAAUAACCCAAGGUAACUUUAGUUUGUCUUAUGGUAACUGAAAAACUUCACAACCACUCAUAAAAGAGUAAAUGAUUUGAUGUUGUUUCGAUUUAACUAACGCGUCGCUGCGUAUGAAGGUUACGCUCGGUUAUCUGCUGUAACUCCUCCUUUGAUUGUAUUUCCCUCUUCUGGUGUCUGGCAGUGUCGCGGCACUAAGAUGUCUUUAACUCAGGCUUGACAGCUGCUGACACUGUGUGGAGCAUCGGCACCAUGGAGGGUCCGGUCACCAUCAGCUCUCCCUCCAAUUCCUCCGCUGUCUCCACCACCAUGUCCAUAGACAAGCUCUUCCCGGCUCUCCUGGAGUGCUUUGGGAUAAUAUUGUGUGGUUACAUCGCCGGGAGGGCAAACAUCAUCACAUCCACACAGGCUAAAGGAUUGGGGAAUUUCGUAUCCAAGUUUGCCCUGCCGGCGCUGCUGUUCAAAAACAUGGUGCUGCUGGACUUUGGUAAUGUCAUCUGGCCCUUCCUCUGGAGCAUCCUCAUCGCCAAAGUGUCUGUGUUUGUCCUGGUCUGCGUCCUAACACUGGUAGUUGCCAGUCCUGACAGUCGCUACAGUAAAGCUGGGCUCUUCUCAAUAUUUGCCACCCAAAGCAAUGACUUUGCUUUGGGAUAUCCUAUUGUUGAAGCCCUAUACCAGAGCACGUACCCAGAGUAUCUUCAGUACAUCUAUCUGGUCGCACCUGUCUCCCUAAUGCUUCUGAAUCCUAUCGGCUUUUCCCUCUGUGAGAUCCAGAAGUGGAAGAAUCAGGGAAACCACCAGCAGAGCAAACUUGUGAUUAUGGGACUUGUAAUGUUACAGGUCCUGAAGAACCCUAUAGUGUUUAUGGUGGUCAUCGGCAUCAUCGCCCACUUUGCCCUGCACCAGACUAUUCCUGCCUUCAUGGCUGAAUUUGUGGAUGGCUUGGCCAACUCUUUUGGGGGAGCUGCUCUGUUCUACUUAGGUCUGUCCAUGGUGGGCCAGUUGAGGAAAUUGACCAGAUCCACCAUCCUGACACUGAUAUUACUCAUCACAGCGAAAUUGUUGCUGAUGCCUGUGAUUUGUAAGGACAUGGUGGACCUGUUGGAUAAUAGCAACACCAGCGCUGCCAACCACACAAGCCUCUCCAAUUAUGCCUUUCUUUAUGGAGUGUUUCCCACUGCACCGAGCGUGGCUAUCUACGCUGUGUAUUACAAUGCGGAGUUGGAAGUUGUUACAUCUGGAAUGGUGAUCAGCACUUUCCUCUCAGCUCCAAUAAUGUAUGUUUCUGCUUGGCUACUUACAAUGCGUCGGAUGGAUCCUCAGCUUCUAAUGAAUUCACUGCAGAAAGUCAGCUUUAACAUAAGCAUAGUGAGCUUAUUUGCACUGGUGUGGACGAUUGCAGUCAUGUUUUUAAGUAAGAAAUUCAAAAGGAUACCUCACAUAUUUACUGUCAACCUUUUCUUGGCACAGUUUCUAGCUUGUGUUGGAAUGAUCCUGUGGACCUUUGUGGUGAAGAGCGACAACUUUAUCGGGCAGGCACUGAUUUUCACAUUAUCAUGUACCUCACUCUACAGUACUUAUGUGUGGCCAGGCUUAAUAGCACUCUCACUUGUGCUUACGAAAAAGUUUGAGGAUGUGAAAUUUGUAUCCGGUGCAUUUGUCAUUGCAGGCUGGGGGUUUCCAGCCUUAGUAACUGCUGUGUUGCUUAUUUUUGGGGAAAAAAUGUCUGAUAUCACUGACCCAUCAUAUUUUUAUGGCAAACAUCAGAUAAUCUGCACCACAGUAGUAGUUUCCCUUAGCAUACUACUGGGAGGGGGCUGUCUGGUGUGUCUCAGUAGAGGGAGCUGGGCCCAAAAUGACCAAACCCAAGAGCAAAACCCUUCAUCUGUGGAGGACCUUGUGAAUGUGGAGGACCUUGUGAAUGAAGUUGAACCAGAAAACCAGACUCUGUUGACAUCUCCUGAUGGGGUGACUGGCUCAGACAGAGCAUGCCUCAUAUGUGACUGUGCCCCACCAUCUCAGCCCAUGCCUGACAUGAUCAUCAGCACAAAUAUGAACAACACAUCAAGCACGCCCACAGGCCAGUGCGAGAAUAGAUGUGAGUCAACAGACUGCCUGCUCGUCCAAGUGGAGGAGCUUCAACAGGUUGCAGAUAGACAAGUGGCACGUCAUGUGCUUUUAUGUCUGCUUCUGACUGUCAGCUUGCUUGCUAACUUGUUCAACUGCCUGUGGUUGCUCUUAAACCCAAAUCCUGGUAGACUUUACUUGGAGCUGCUGUUUUUCUGUGCUGUGGCCAACUAUGGACAGGGUUUUCUCUCCUUCGCUCUGUUUGGACUGGACAAACAUUUGAUCAUACUACCAUUUAAGAAGAGGUUACGCAGGCUGUGGUAUGGAAGGAGAAAAGACGAGCAACUGCAGACUGAUUUACCUGAGGAAAUCCAGUUGACCUGCACCCAGUUCAACAAAUACCAUAAAGACCAGUGUAUUCGUGACAUUGUCAAAAAACGAAGGUGUGGAAUGAGGACUAUGGUGGACUGUUUUCUUGGCUGUGAACUAGUGGAGUGGCUCGAGCAGGUGGGCUUGGCUCACGACCAUGGUGAGGCGGUACUCUACGGGACUCGGUUACAGCAGGGUGGUGUGCUUCAGCACAUCAAGCAGGAAUAUGACUUCCAAGACAGUCAACUUUAUUACCACUUUAUGACAUGAGGCCCAAGGGUCAAAGCCGACAUUUAAUGUAUCCCAAAGGCAAAAGGCAUUUCAGUUGAUAGAAAUGACCAUAAAAUACACUUUGAAGUUAGGCAACUGGAAGAACAACUUCAAUCAAUCUAUCAACAAAUCCUGUUUGAGCUGCCAUCUAGGCAGUAACUGCAUGUUCUGCUCACAUCCUGUGUAGUUUAGCACCCCAUAAUGCACUAUUGUGCAGAGGAACAUCCCAGUUGUGUGUUGGAAUAGACUAAACCUGACUGUAAUGUUUCAGUGCAACACAUUUAAAGCUUUCAAACUAUAAAGAUCACUGGAUUAGUGAUCAGUGAGGAGUUGGUCUUUGAGGGAAUGAACAGCGUAAAGGUUAAAUGAAAAUUAAUUUUAUUAAAACCUUGGUCUUAUUUUUGCAAUUUUACAUACAUUUAACAUUUCACUCAACUGUUUAAUUGUUGAGAAUUUGGAUUGUGACAAUGUUGCUAACACAAUUACAUGAUAACACACAUUAACAACAUGUUUAGCCACAUUAUCCAACCACUUAUUUGGAGAGGAGACCAGAAAUAUCUGCAACUGAGAUUGUGUUCAUAAUCCUCAUAUUAUGCUGCAUCGUUUAAUCUUUAAUAAAGCUGGAGAGUAAAAUUAUAACAUAACUGACAGGACUGAUGGCCAAAACUACAAAGACAAGACCAUGGUUUUUCAUUUUUGAGCAGAACAUAACUGACAAGUACUACUAAUAUUAAGGGAUGAAACAAGAUGUUGUUGCUUUUGUUGAUUUUGUGUGUGUGUAUUUUUAUGCCAGUUAAUAGAUGCACUUUCAGUAGUUUUAUUCUGUGUCAUUGUGAGUGACAAUGUGCAGAGGGGUCCUCAUAAAGAAAAUUAGAGGUACAAGCCACAUUUUCCAGUCCUCUGCUGAGUGCAUUAGUUCAUACUGUGGGACGCCUCUGAGUUUAUUAUCACUCUCCUACCAAAGCCAAAGAAAAAGGGAAGACGUGGCUGAUUCUUCAUCCAUUUUUAAAGUUUAAAUCCAGUAUAACUUAUAAUUAAGUUAGUUUUACCAGUUGGUUAACUGGUAAUGUAGCAUGUAUUGUUGCUCUGGUUGCCUGCAGUCAAACAUGACUUGACACUGAUGUAACAGUGGUUACACUGUUUACCAGGGCGAUGUUAGCAGUAUUUCAAAACACCAUUUCAACAAACAUGUUUACAUUGCUUAUUGCUUUUUAAAAUGCCAAAAAUGGAGCAGAAAAUGGCGUAAUCAUCUUUUAAUAAGCUGUGAUUAUAAUGUGAUUUGGUACAUGGUGUCAUCCUUCACAUAAACCAUAUCAACUUAAGUUGGGAAAAUACAAGCUGCUGUGAUUAUUUUUCUCUCAGGUGUACCAAAAUAUAAUCAGUUAACUGCUUUAAAUGCAAAUGUCUGUAUUUAUUAUUAACUCAAUCAUAUUGAGAACACUGGUGUAAACAUUUUAAUAGAAUAAUUAUAAUACAUUUGUAGCACACAAUUCUUGUAAAAUGCUGCAUAUUGAUGGUCUUUAGUGCUUUUUAAAUAAAUUUUACUACUGAACCCUCAA